AUGCUCAUUUCGCUAGCUGCGGCCACAACGAAGCGGUGUCACAAUAAACUUCUGCAUUCUCUUUUUGUAAAUAACAGUACAAAGCAAGGCCUAUUAAAUAAAGUUUUCCUCGGACGAGGCAGAAGGAAUUCAUCUUGUGCCAGAUCCUUCUUCGGAUCCAAAAUGGAAGAAUCCACAGACUUCAUAGCUGUGUAUGUUACCGCCCCUGGAACAGAUGUCGCGGAGAAGAUUUCAAAUGUGUUACUGGAAGAUAAGCUAGCCAGUUGCGUGAACAUCAUCCCGGGUGUCCUCAGUCUAUAUCAUUGGAAGGGCGAGAUAGCUCGUGAUAAUGAAGUUCUGAUGAUGAUCAAAACGAAGAAGAAUUUAUUUUCCAAAAUUGUAGACGCUGUGAAAGCAAACCAUCCGUACGAAGUGCCAGAGGUCAUUUCCGUCCCAAUACACCAAGGAAGCAAGGAUUACUUAGAUUGGAUAUCGAAAUCGGUUAAAUCACCCUCCGAGGGGGACAAGAAAAAUACCUAG
Molecule: messenger RNA, 519 nt
Organism: Plasmodium knowlesi strain H
Lineage: Eukaryota; Apicomplexa; Aconoidasida; Haemosporida; Plasmodiidae
Product: cutA-like protein
Exons: 5
Coding region: 1-519 (172 amino acids)
Biological process (GO): response to metal ion
Molecular function (GO): copper ion binding
Source: RefSeq, a predicted model, not a curated record